AUGUCCCCCCAUGUCGGUCAAGGAGUGAGCAUGGCCCUGGAAGAUGUCUUCCUGCUCUCACGGGUACUAGAACUGGAAUCAUUCGCCUCUUCCAGUUCCUUAUCAGCGGCCUUUGACAAAUUCGACGAGAUUCAGAGACCGCGUGUCGAAAGGUUCGCCAAACUCGCCGCUAGCCGGCUGAGAAAGAAAACCGGUUCCAGGGAACAGUGGCUCAAAAAGCUCCUUUUCUGGGCCGGGCUGAAAGCUAUCAAAUGGACGUCUCUGGAUAGAGGGAGAUUCGGGGAGGGGGACUUGGUUUACGAUGUUGACGAGAUCCAGGAGAGCGUUCCCGUGUCUGGGUCGUUACAUUUAUUUAACAGUAGUGGCUUCAUUUAUGGGCCGUGCAUUCUCACUCCCCUUCAAAUUGCUUGCAGGAAGACGACCUGGUUAAUUAAGAUUGCAAAGUGUUUUCUGAAUGCUCUACAUCAAUUCGAGUGCCUUCGGGCUGUUCUCUUACACAAUUCUUCUAAAAGACUCUCGCCUGCCAUAAUACUUUGA
This is a messenger RNA of Cladophialophora bantiana CBS 173.52, 537 nucleotides long. RefSeq lists its product as uncharacterized. The record is from RefSeq and is a predicted model, not a curated record. The transcript has a single exon. NCBI's taxonomy places the organism in Eukaryota, Fungi, Ascomycota, Eurotiomycetes, Chaetothyriales, Herpotrichiellaceae. Bases 1 to 537 code for a protein of 178 amino acids.